ACAAACACGGAAAUUGUGAAGGUAGACGUCAGCGUUGCAUGAGUGCAGGAUUUACAGGUUUUAUGAAUAUAAUUCGCUUAGCUUGAUAGCACAGGUGUCCGAAUAGAAGCUAAUAUUUCGCUUUUUCAGUCUAUGGAUUUUCUGCAGCUGCUAUCAUGUGCGUGCAUCAUAUUCACCGUCGGGAUGUUCACGACGGGAUUGACAGACUUGAAGAAAAUGAAGGCCACACAGAGUGCAGAUAACGUACAGUUUCUGCCCUUCCUCACCACAUGCUUGAAUAAUCUAGGCUGGCUGUACUAUGGAUUAUUAAAGGGAGAUGGAACGGUGAUAUCUGUAAACAUCAUUGGGGCCUUUUUACAGACCUUAUACAUCAUCACCUACUGUCAUUAUACCAAAGAUAAGAGGCGAGUGUUGUCGCAGACACUGGUGAUGGUGUGUGUGUUGUGUGUAGGCUGGGUGUAUUUCACUGUGCUUAUUCCUCCUGGAGAAGCUCAACUCUCCCAGCUGGGCCUGGCCUGCAGCGUGUUCACCAUCAGCAUGUACCUCUCUCCACUCGCUGAUCUUCUGGAUAUCAUGCGAACUAAGUCUGUGGAGCGCUUGUCUUUUUCCCUGACCGUCGCUACGUUUUUCACAUCCACGUCAUGGACACUGUAUGGCCUUCAGCUGAGUGACUAUUAUAUCAUGGUGCCCAACACCCCCGGCAUCUUUACUAGCCUCAUCCGCUUCUUCCUCUUCUGGUGGUUCAGAGCAGUCAUUCCAAACAAUCCCUCUUAUAAACUGAUCCAGAUCUGAGAGAGGAUUUCCAUUGAAUGUGAUUCAAUUUAAUUAAUUGCCUUCUCUACUUUCCUUCACCCGGUCCAAAAGAGAUUCUGGUUUCCUUUACGUCAGACGUCCGUGAUACCAUCCGAAACUGCCACUUUAAAUUCUGUGAAGACAGACAAUUUUCACUUUAGCUUUGUAUUAGGCAUAGUUUACCCAAAAAUGAAAAUCCUGUUAUAAUAUAUUCAUCAUCAUGUUAUUACAUAUCUGACUUCAUGUAUAGAAAUGAAAAGUGUAAAUCAAUGGUAACCAAAGCUGUUCAGCUGCCAAUAUUUUUCAAAAUUCCUUUUUUUUUAUUCCAGUGAAAUAAAGUCAGAUUUUGAAUGACAUGAGGAUGAGUAGCUUGACAGAAUUUUCAUUUUUAGAAAACCAAUCCCUUUAGAACAUGUUUUUUCUCAAAAAAAGGGAAUUCACUCGCUUAUAUUAUUCCAAACCUGUAUGACACAUUUUCUGCUCACAAGAGAAGACAUUUUGUCUUUUGUUUUGUUUUUGUGCAAGUAAUUGCAAAGAUAUGAAACGGGAGCUUUCGGUGUUUAAAUGAAAACUGCCACUGCUGUAGUUGCUGCAGUUUUCUGAAGCUGUAAGUUAAAAUUUGAGAAACUGAAAACCUUAGCUCUUUUUGGCACCUGUUUCUUGAACAGAUUAUUAUUUUUUUAAUGAAUUUGUUCAUUCAACUGAAUAACUCCAGCUCAGGUAUAACUGAUUCUUGAGCCCACUGGAGGGAAAUAUUAUCAGACUGUCAUAUAGCUUAAAAACAUGUCUUUUAGAUCUUUUUAUCCUUAAUAUUUUUUGAUAGCUGUAUAUCAUGAAAGUUUGCGUACACUAAAUAAUUUCCUCAGAAUCUCUCUGUGUUUGCUGGAAGACGAUCAUACAGGUUUUGAAUGACAUAAGGAUGAGUGAAUAAUGACUGUACAUUAACACCUUUUGAACUUUUAAGUUGUCUGAGUGACAGACUAUUUUCUCUUGGUCUUUUUGGUUAAUCCAUUUAUGGAUGAGGAUGUUUGCUGGUAUUUCUUAGUUAAUAGAUGUUCUGCAAAUCUGCAAACACGACACACUUCAGACUGACAGCUCAAACCGGUUUCUUCCUUUAUGGAAAUUAACCAUAGUAAAGCGUAGUAACACUUUUUUUUGGCAGUUUGAAUACCAUUUGAAUAACCAAACUUUUACUACAAAUACUAUGGUUAAACUAUAGUCAGUGUAGCCAAACCAUGGUUGAUUUGUGGUUAGUAUAAUUGAACUACAAUGACCAUGCUUUUUUUGUUUGUUUUAUUUGCAGAAAUACCAUGGUUAAUUUUCAUUAGGGUUAUUCGAGGCUGUUCUUUGAAAGUGAUGUAUUACUGUAAAGCAGGUACAGUUAUAUAUAUAUAUAUAUAUAUAAUUUUUUUCUUUUUUUCUUUGUUUUUGUUGGUUUACCUAUGGUUCCAAGUGGCCACAUUCUGAUACUUAAUGAAUGUAGUGUUUUCAGAUUGUUAAUUCAUCAUGGGCUACUUUAUUAUAACGUCAUUCUUAAUUGUGUCCAUAUGGCAAUUUGGCAGCUAUUUAAUCAGCGUCCAACUCCAGUGACAAAGCCCAGAAGAGAAUUAUGUGCGUAAAAACCUUCCUUUAUGCGGAAGAAUAAUACAAGCAUAGAAAACGAGUUUUACUGAAUGAUGUUUAAUUGCGAAUAUCAGAGAUUUCAGAAAACGGGAAAUUUUGUACGUCUCCAUUCAGUUUUCAUUUUGUAGCAAAAAAGGUUUUUUUCUCAACGGUCAAUGUCAGAGCAUUGUUCUUUAUAAUGAGCCCAUAAAAACAGUAAUGUAAAUAAACAAUAACUUCAUUCAUUCCCCUCCCUCAGAGAACACCAAAGUCGCACAAAUCUGAAGGCUUUGUUCACUGAGCUGUGGUGACAGGCAGAAUAUUAGGGGAUGAAUAAUCAGUUUACUUUUAUUUACAUUUCUGACUUGUAAGAUUGCACAAUUAAAAUCUUAAACUGCUAAAUGUUGCGUAUGUUAAACUGGUUUGAUCAGUGACAGGGCAAGCCUUUAUAUAUCUUACUGUACAUCAUUUGGUACUUUAUUCGCUACAGCCUUUCCAAGUCUCCACGACUGGGCUUUGUGAAUAUAAAAAAGGGUAAUUAUAAUCAUUUAAAACAUAUCAAUAUGUUUCAUUGUUAUAUCGUUUACGGCCUUGGUGUUGUAAGUUAAUUUUUGUGUGUGUUUCUUUGUACUAUGCUAUGCAACAGCAUAUAUUAUAUCAGAGGGGAUUUAGAGUGAUGUUCUUUCUGGAGUUUACUGAAAAAAAAAUAAAUUUUAUAU
Puntigrus tetrazona (Sumatra barb) is the source of this 3113-nucleotide messenger RNA. It is a transcript of the gene slc50a1, whose product is annotated as solute carrier family 50 member 1. Gene Ontology annotation, biological process: carbohydrate transport. The transcript is spliced from 6 exons. Bases 133 to 792 code for a protein of 219 amino acids. Gene Ontology annotation, molecular function: sugar transmembrane transporter activity. The record is from RefSeq and is a predicted model, not a curated record. Gene Ontology annotation, cellular component: membrane. Lineage: Eukaryota; Metazoa; Chordata; Actinopteri; Cypriniformes; Cyprinidae.